Messenger RNA from Naegleria fowleri, 1623 nucleotides. RefSeq lists its product as uncharacterized. Gene Ontology annotation, biological process: DNA replication, removal of RNA primer. The record is from RefSeq and is a predicted model, not a curated record. The transcript has a single exon. Bases 1 to 1623 code for a protein of 540 amino acids. Gene Ontology annotation, molecular function: RNA-DNA hybrid ribonuclease activity; nucleic acid binding. NCBI's taxonomy places the organism in Eukaryota, Heterolobosea, Eutetramitea, Acrasida, Naegleriidae.
AUGAAGCCAAUGAUAGACGGUACUAUUAUACCAAGAUUCAAAAACCUUCGAGUACUUGGACACUAUCCUUGGGAUGACUCUACUUUAAAUGAAGAUAUUGAAAAAAGAAUCCUCCAAUUUCAACUCUCACUCAAAUAUAUUCCACUGAAAAGAAUGGAGAUAACAAACAUUAAGAAAGUAAUUUUUGCCAAAUGCACUAGCUUAUUUACACACAUUUUACGAACAAAUUACAUUCCUGAAUCACUUGUUGAUAGAAUUAACAUUGAAGUAAGAAAAGCAAUAAGAAAGAAAAUUUUCAUGCAUAAUGCUAGUCCAACAAACUAUUUUCACCUCCCAAUCACCUAUGGCGGACUUGGUAUUCCAAGAUUCGAUAUCUUUGCAGAUGAAAUUCGAAUCAAAACAGCCCUGUAUCUUAUUAACAAUGAUAAUGAACUUCUUAGAGAAGUAUAUUCAGAAGGAAUCAAACACGAAAAUUCGAUUUUUAAGGAAAUGAACAGAUCAAUGAAGAAAUACAAGAUCAGACCUCAACAAUUUAACAAUGACGAAAUCUUUCCAAAACUCAAAGGAAAGAAUUUUACUAUUUACACUGACGGAUCAAAUCUCAACAACUCAACAGGUUUCGGCUUUACCGCCAAAGUUAACAAUUCCCAAGAAACCCAAGAUUUCUCAUACAAAAUUAACAGCGAAUACUCACAUAACGUUGCUGAAUUAUCAGCAAUACUCACAUCACUAAAGAUACUUCCACCUAAAUCUAAGGCAAAAAUUCACACAGAUAGUGAAAUAUCCAUCCACGUUUUGAAAAACAAAGCCUAUAACGGAAUUUUUAACUGCUUCAAGCAUGAAUAUCAACAGGUCAUUCAACAAUCCAAUCUAAAUAUUCAACUAAUCAAAGUUAAAGGUCAUGUCAACAAAGGAAACAUCAAAGCUGACGAAUUAGCUAAGAAAGGAGCUCAAGAGCACAACUAUUUUGACAUUAAGAAGCUAUUUUCGAACCAAACCAUCCUUGCCACAUCUAAUACCAUUAUUUUCGACAUCAAAAAAUCCAUACAAAAGAAAAGAUAUGAUGUAAUGUUUAGCCAAUUUGAUAGAGAUAAUUCCAGUCUACACCUUACCAAGAACUGGUCAUCUAUCAAUCUAAAAUUCAUCAAAUCUAAAAUUGACACAAAUACUAAGUGGUCAAUCUGGAGAAACUUAACAAGCAACCAUAUCAAACAACAUAAGGAAAGACAAUGCGCUCACUGUAAAUGCCCCGGAACUCUAAAACAUUUCAUAUACUAUUGCCCUAAUACUCAAUGCUUUAGGGAUUUUUUCUACACUAAAUUCCUAGAUAUUACAUCAAUGCAAUGUAUCCUCAACGAUUAUCAAGAAUCAAGAUACUGUGAAAGAAGGAAAGUUUUCAUUAUUCAUCAUGACGGAGUAAUGAUUCGAGAUACUCAAAUGCCCAACUUUAAAAAUUUACCAAAUAUUUACCAAAAUUGGCCUGAAAUCCAAACAAUUCUCACCCUACUAGUUGGUAAAUGUCACACCAAGUAUUAUGAAAACUCAAGGUUUAAAAAACCAAUUCAAAAACAAACCCCAAUCCUCACGGAUUUACCAGCACCAGUGGUGCUAACAAUAAACUAA